AUGUUAGACUUACGGCGAACCAAGAGGCAAGCGGGCAGCAGCUGCAAGGACAUGAGCUUCGCUGCUGGGAAAGCAGGGGGUUCCAACGAACAAACGCAUCCAUGCCGGACAUCAGCGCUCGCCUCCAACACGUCCACCAUUGCCGCCAUCAUGCUUUGGCUUCGAAGUCUGUGGAUUUGGCCCUACGGGUCAAUGAUCUCUGCCUGGUUUGCAUUUUCUCUUUGCAGUGCCCUCUUGUUUCUCAGAUCCUCUUGUCGCCAUCCUGGUCGACGUUCGCUCUUUUUGGACUGCGCAAUCUGGGAAUACUGCGCUGUACCGCGAGAUCAUGGGUCUUUGAGUCGUCGAGUUAAUGGGAUCUUUCGAGAACUACCUGGAGAAGGAGGGUUUCUUUGCCACGUUGGCCGACGAGGAAGUGCGGAUAUGCUGGCCCUAGUUUCUGGAAGUUUUGUUACCGCUUCCGCGAAUACGCCUGCCCCUGCCCCUCACUCUGUGCUCUCGGUGUUUGUGUCUCGUCCUGACGCAAUCUCAACUCCCCUCGCGCCCGCAUACGCGCUUCUGCCUGGCUUCGUCCCGGUACCUGCAAACUCGAAGUACAGACCAGACCCCCCUGCCCCAGCUAUGCCGUCGGCGGAGGUGAUCGAGCUAGGCAUCGCGAUGCAGGCGGCGAGCCCACCUCCGCAGUUCCUUUAUGAGAUGGAACCCCACGAGUUUUGUUACCGCUGUGUCUGGAAGAUGGAGAAGUACCCUCCCACUGAACCCUGCGUGUUGGGCGGCCGGCGCUAUAAGUGUGCUCAUUGCAGCAAGGCUUGCCAACCAAGUGGACCAUUUUCUUCCUAUGCUCGGUUUUUAGGGUGUGGUUUAGAUCCCCACCUCCUCCACUCACCCCGCCGUCAAGGCCGUGUUUGUUGCUUGGGAGUAAAUAUUUAUAUAGCUUGGGACCGGCGGUUAUUUUACCGUGCCUCGAAUUCCUGUAGAUCUUCUUGAGCACCUUCAGGAUCCUC
Molecule: messenger RNA, 1001 nt
Organism: Blastomyces dermatitidis ER-3
Lineage: Eukaryota; Fungi; Ascomycota; Eurotiomycetes; Onygenales; Ajellomycetaceae
Exons: 2
Coding region: 1-984 (327 amino acids)
Source: RefSeq, a predicted model, not a curated record